GUUCGCAAGACCCUGAAGGUUCAGACGGCCCGCUGCAUGGACUGCGGUGUGCCCUUCUGCCAAUCGAGUUUUGGCUGUCCUCUGGGUAACCUAAUACCCACCUGGAACGAUCUGGUCUUCAAGGUCAGUGACUAG
Messenger RNA from Dibothriocephalus latus, 135 nucleotides. The record is from the annotation of a GenBank genome assembly. Lineage: Eukaryota; Metazoa; Platyhelminthes; Cestoda; Diphyllobothriidea; Diphyllobothriidae.